This is a messenger RNA of Neurospora crassa OR74A, 291 nucleotides long. RefSeq lists its product as hypothetical. The transcript is spliced from 3 exons. The record is from RefSeq and is a predicted model, not a curated record. NCBI's taxonomy places the organism in Eukaryota, Fungi, Ascomycota, Sordariomycetes, Sordariales, Sordariaceae. The coding region runs from base 1 to 291 and encodes 96 amino acids.
AUGACGCCCUUCCACAUCCAUCCACAACUCUACCCCUACCUCAACAAAACGAAAAUCAAGGAUGCGCCUAUCCUCGGCAACGGUAAUAUCGUGCGCGUCAUGCAUGCUAUGCUAGAUGCAAGGUCGGUUACGAUGCAGCCCAACCCUGGGACGGGAGACCAGGCUGCCAGCAAACAAUAUAUCCGCCUGUUCAAGGUAGAGAAUGGUAGAGGUAAGACAGCAAGGGGGUAUCAAGUCCUCGUACAGCAGCCAGAGGACGACAAUGCCUGCGACCGAUACUACUAUAUGUGA